UCGCGUUCCGGCACGUUGGGCCUGAGGGAUGGAGGACGAGUUGGAGUUGGAUGAGGAGGUCUGCAAGGGGGUAGUAAAGAUGGGGAGACGUGCUCAUCAUGAUUACUUGCCGGACGAAAACCACCUUAGCCAGAUGAACUCUCCAGUUGCACAGCGUCCAUCAUCUAAACCACAUAUACGCGAAGGUGUGUGGUCUGGCUUGGUUGGUGUAAAUGUGUCCAGGUCAAAAAAGAAACCUGCAGAACAAGAAGUUGAAGAUCAUCGUCUAAGACAAGAAAGCACAAAGGCAGAUAAUGGAGAAGAUAUACCAGUGAUCCCUGACUUGGAGGAAGUACAAGAGGAGGACUUUGCCAUGCAAGUGGCAGCCCCCCCUAGUGUUCAGGUGAAUAGAGUGCUGACCUACCGUGAUUUGGACAAUGAUCUCAUGAAGUAUGCUGCAUUCCAAACCUUGGAUGGAGAGAUUGAUCUCAAACUUCUCAGUAAAGUGUUAGCACCAGAACAAGAAGUACGAGAGGUGAGUUCAUUCUGA
Molecule: messenger RNA, 529 nt
Organism: Protobothrops mucrosquamatus (brown spotted pit viper)
Lineage: Eukaryota; Metazoa; Chordata; Lepidosauria; Squamata; Viperidae
Gene: IFT43
Product: intraflagellar transport 43
Exons: 8
Coding region: 29-529 (166 amino acids)
Biological process (GO): intraciliary retrograde transport
Cellular component (GO): cilium; intraciliary transport particle A
Source: RefSeq, a predicted model, not a curated record